AUGAGCGCUGAGAGCUCCGAUAGUGAGUGUGGUGUACAUCAAGCCGCAACCGACCAAUCAAACACUUGCACGCCUUCAUCGUCUGGGGCGUCCACUCCUAGUCAUUGUGCUGGGCGGCGAAGAAUCAGCAAAGGAAAGAUGAGACAAACUCGCAGCCGUUACCUUCUUGCUAUCGAAGAUCGUAAUCGGCUGCGAAAAUUGGCGGCUCGAAAGAUAAGACUUGCAGCCAACGCAGUUUCUGCUUUGACACUUUUGCGAUGGGAAGAGAAGAUUGAUCGCAAAUUCGAAAAGAAAUUUGAGGAGCAAAGGGUUAAGCUUCAGCAAAUAAAGAAAGAUAAUGAUCUCUUACGGGCAAAUCAACGGAUCUUUGAACAAGGCUGCUCCGUCCUAGAGAACUGUGCUAUGGUGCUGCAGGUGAAAUUGGAACAGGAUAUGGACGCUGCUAUGUUCGCCUUCUCUUCGCCGCAUGACUUUUUCGUCCCGCAUAGCUGA
This is a messenger RNA of Ostertagia ostertagi, 492 nucleotides long. The record is from the annotation of a GenBank genome assembly. Lineage: Eukaryota; Metazoa; Nematoda; Chromadorea; Rhabditida; Trichostrongylidae.